AUGCAAGAGCAGCAAUACCAACAUCACCACAUUCCAUUGAUGCAAUCAAGAACAUGUGGAGAGUCCAAGAAGAGAAGAAGAUUGGGCACUUGUAAGCUUUGUUGGAGAACAAAUCCAAGACCCAAGAAAGUGCAAGAAGGCAAUGGAGAAGGUGAACAUGAACCUUGUGUGAAGAUGGACACCCCAACCCUUGACCUUCUCAAGAUAAGAGAUGAUGUCACAUGGUACAUAAGGAAGCUUGGCUUGAGCAAGCUAUUCAAGAUAGAGUGCAGUGAGUACUCAAUGCUAACAAAGGAGUUCCUCUCCACAGUAGCUCUUGCCUUUCCCAACCACAAUGGAGACCAACCAGCUGGUGAUGGACUCCUAUUCUUCAAGAUAGGCGAUGCCAAUGGGCGCAUCUCCAUCUCAGCUCUAUGCCAACUCUUUGGACUUCCCAAUGAGACAGCACAUGACUUCAAGGAGAACUCAAAGAGGAAACAAGCUGCCUUUGCUGAUUGGACACACUUUGCCAAUGAACCAUUCUUGCCUUCAAGAUCAAAGGUGUCUAGAAUCACUCAUCCAGCCAUUCGCUAUGUGCACCGCCUCAUCUCCACCACUUUCCAAUGCAAACAAGAAGCCAACAAGGUCACAACCGAUGAGUUCUACAUCCUCACCACACCAUUCAUCAAGCAUGAGUACAAGGCCAACCUUGGCCUUUUACUUGCCAAGACACUUCAUCAAUGUGAGGAAUCUAGCUCAAGACUUGGAAGGCAACAAGAAGCUUUGUGUUCGCUUUGGGAGACUUAUCACAGCCAUAGUACAACAUGUGGGGAUUGA
This is a messenger RNA of Microthlaspi erraticum, 816 nucleotides long. The record is from the annotation of a GenBank genome assembly. Lineage: Eukaryota; Viridiplantae; Streptophyta; Magnoliopsida; Brassicales; Brassicaceae.